Molecule: messenger RNA, 1936 nt
Organism: Photinus pyralis (common eastern firefly)
Lineage: Eukaryota; Metazoa; Arthropoda; Insecta; Coleoptera; Lampyridae
Exons: 8
Coding region: 279-1817 (512 amino acids)
Cellular component (GO): membrane
Source: RefSeq, a predicted model, not a curated record
CAGUUGAUCUAAAUAAUCUAAAUUCUACACUGUUUUAAUAUUAGCUAUAUUUGGUAUUAUACUGCAUGUUCCUAUAUUGAUAUACAUAGAUUAACAACAUUAUCAAUUUAGUGAUAAGUUAAUUAGUGGUGUGUUAGCCACUAUAACGUAAAGUAUAUAAUAAUAAAUAAUUCAGUGAUUUGUAUUAUUUAUAUUUUGUUCUGUUUAGCAGUGAAACUAAAUUUUUCAGAUUGAAAAUAAGAGGUUAAAAUGCACUUUACCUUUUAAUUUUACGUGCAAUGGUUAGGGUCAAUAGAGGAUUACUUCCAAUAAAGGCCCAUUUUCUGUUCUUUAUGGCAGCAAUGGGUCCGAUCCUUCCGCAACUGUCCGUCUAUGGUAGAGAAUUAGGAAUCUCACCAGUAGUCAUGGGAACCGUAACGGGAAUAUUGCCUAUUUUAUUUUUAUUAUCAAAGCCAGCAUUUGGACUACUUGUUGAUGUAUUGAGACAUUACAGAAAAGCAAUAUUUCUUGGUCUAAUAUUGGCGACAAGCUUAUUCUACGCAUUGCUGUAUUUUGUGCCGUCCCGCUUUAUAUCACAGUACCACUUCAAAAAGAUACAAUGUUCACAACCGGAAACAUGUAAAUUGGACAAUUUGGAGGAUCUUUCAUGUAAUAGUACAAGUCGAGUUACCUGUGAUCUGAAGUGCAACAAAGACACUUUUAAAGGCAUAUCUGGGAUAAUACAAUUGGGACUGCAAGACAAUGUCUGCUUUUAUAAUGCGAGUUUGGAUUGCUCUGUUUGCGAUGCAAUAUGUGAUGAUGACAUUGAAAAUAACACGCAUUGUUUAUAUACAUCUUUUACAUUCUGGGCUUUUAUUAUCCUAAUUUCAUUAGGGACUAUUGGUUUUAACGUUCUAAACUCAAUUAGUGACGCAAUUUGUUUUGAUGUAAUUGAAGACGAAUAUGAUUAUGGAAAACAGAGAGUGUGGGGUACAAUAGGUUUUGGGAUCACCGCCUUAAUUUCUGGGUACGUCGUGCAAUAUUUUUCUGGUAAUCAACUGACAUACACUCCGGCUCUGAUAAUCAUGUUAAUAUGUACAGCGAUAGACUUUUUUGCGUGUAUUAAACUUGAGAUUCCAAUAAUUCAAGCUCCGAAAAACAUUUUUAAAAGUCUGAAGGACCUUUUAAAUAAUUGUCAAACAAUCGUAUUUAUAUUUUAUGCCACAAUGGCUGGAAUUGUAGAUAGCUUUGUUGUAUACUUUUUAUUUUGGUACAUAGAAGACUUCGCAUUGCUGACAAAGACACCAAAUACAAAAUUGUUGGAAGGCUUAAUAGUUGCAGCGCAAACCCUGGGCGCCGAAAUUAUAUUUUUUUAUAUAUCAGGGACAAUUAUAAGAAAAAUUGGAUAUGCCGCAACCUUCAGUUGUUGUUUCCUUAGUUAUGGCAUCAGAUAUGGUUUAAUAUCCAUAGUACCAUCACCCUGGUGGAUUAUACCUAUUGAAGCUCUAAUGCAAGGACCCUCAUAUGCUCUGAUCUAUACAACCAUUGUAGCAUAUGCAAAUGCAAUCUCGCCUCCUGGAAUGUCGGCAACCAUGCAGGGUAUAGCGGCUGGAAUGGAUGAUGGAUUUGGAUAUGCAGUUGGCAGUGUACUGGGUGGUAUUCUUUAUAAAUAUAUUGGCGGUACCAGCACACUCAGAGUAUUCAGUGGAUUAAGCAUAGUUUGUGGAAUAAGUUAUUUAAUUAUUCACAAGACGAUCCUUCGGAAUACUGAAGAUCCUACCGCUGUUAAAGUGCAGACUUAUCAUGCACCAGGGAAUAAUGAAGAUCUUGUUGCAUGAAUAGGUGCCUUAUUUGAAAGGAAAACAAUUUGUACAUGUGUCACAACCUUCAAAAUAUAUUAUUUUUUAUAACGUUAUACUACAACAAUUUGUUAAAUAAAACUAGUCACUCAAAAUUA